GUAUCCUCAUUUAACAGUCUUGUCAAUCUACAAAUUUGACCACCCAAUUGUAUCAAAAUCCACAAUGAUACUCGUUCUUAUCUUAAACAAAGUUCACAAGAAAAUGACGGAUUGUAGUCCUCGAGAACUCCUCCCUACAUUUGUUGCCAUAUAGUACACAAUGUCUUUGUUUCUCUUUCCAGUUUCUGCGAUUUUAAAUGUUUAUUUAUAAUAUUGGGAUUAAAGAUAUCAGCAUCCACAUUCAGUGUUUAAUAUUAAUAGCCAAUCCUAAUCCAAUUGGCGCAAAUGUCUACCCAAAUGGAUACCUAAAAUAUCUCUCAUUAGCAGAUUCUCCCAAAAGUCCAAAACCCUUUUCCUAGUCUGUUACUUCCGAGUGAUUUCUGAGUUGGUAGCAACAAUGACAGGCUUAAAAAUUGACGUGCCGAUGAAUGUGUAAAGGUUGCAUCUUUCCUCAUUCUCACACCCAAUCACUUCUCCGCAGUUAUAUCAACGAUGGCUUCUUCUUUCUCGUAUCGUCCAAUGAUUUUGACCAUCAAUUCUGCAAAGUCCCAUUUGAAACCCUAUCCUCCUAGAACCCAUUUUCAUUCACUUACUAACGAACCAAUUCCCAUCAAGUUCAAAUCUUUUUCGACUUUUCAAGCCCCUAAUCAUUUGGGCCAUUUUCGAACCUCGUCUUUUCCAAUUUCAUCAAUCUCAAGGUCAGCCUCUUCAAAUGAUCUCCUUGAGGUAAUUGAUGAGAAAAAUAGAAUCUUGGCAGCUGAGGAAAGGCCUGUGAAAUUCCUCUUCUGGGUUAUUUUCUGGGCGUCUGUCUCUCUUGGUUUUUUUGCCAGCUCAGGUGAUGCUAAUGCUGCUACUGCUGCUGUUGAUUCCAUUAGAGCUUCCAAUUUUGGAUUGAAAGUCGCCAAUGCUUUGAGGGGUUCUGGCUGGCCUGAUGAAGCUGUUGUCUUUGCUUUGGCUACUCUUCCUGUAAUUGAGCUGCGUGGUGCUAUCCCUGUUGGUUAUUGGCUGCAACUCAAACCUGCCUUGCUCACUGUAUUAUCUAUUCUUGGGAAUAUGGUUCCUGUACCUUUCAUCAUUCUAUACUUGAAGAAAUUUGCAACUUUCGUUGCUGGAAAAAACCAGGCUGCCUCGCAGCUCCUUGAAAUGUUAUUUAGUAGGGCUAAAGAGAAAGCCGGCCCUGUGGAAGAAUUUCAAUGGCUUGGUCUAAUGCUGUUCGUGGCAGUGCCGUUCCCUGGGACAGGUGCUUGGACAGGAGCCAUUAUUGCCUCUGUUCUUGAUAUGCCAUUCUGGUCUGGUGUUUCAGCCAAUUUUGUUGGUGUUGUAUUGGCUGGUCUCCUGGUAAACUUGUUGGUGAACUUAGGACUCAAGUAUGCUGUAAUUGUUGGUGCAGUAUUGUUUCUUAUCUCUACCUUCAUGUGGAGUAUCCUUCGGCAUUUCAAAACAUCUCUAAGUUCAAUGAGUUAAUGUGUUUCUGGAGAACUCAUUCUGGAAAAUUUACUUAACAAAAUUGUAGCCUUUUUGCUAUUGCUCUUUUUGGUCGUAUGGAGUAAGUUCAUCGCACUUCACGAUCCUACUCAUGUUCUUUGUUUCGCUGCAGUGUUAAUCAUCAUUAGUCAAAAUAGCUCUGGCGAAAGCCUGGACUUGCUUAGAUGUUUAAAACUGCUUUCAGAAUGUAGAAUAUAGACGGUGAUGAACUAAACAAAAAUUUGAGUUUGGGGCGAAUCCGUAUGAAAGCUAUAUGUAAUUGAAGUCUUUGGGGAACUCUCAAGGGACAGAAUCGUUCUGAGAUUGUAGAUGGAUGUCUGUUGAAAACUAUAGUUGAAUGGCCUUGUAAGUUCACAUCAUAAGCGAUGCAUGCCAGUAGAAUACUAAAGUUGAAUGGCCUAGUAGUUGACAUCAUAAACAUAAGAAGCAUACAUUAUUUUGUUAUCCUUAAUUAAGGACCGGAUCUGAUAGUCAAGAAAAUGCAGAGAUGAAUGCAG
Oldenlandia corymbosa var. corymbosa is the source of this 1982-nucleotide messenger RNA. The record is from the annotation of a GenBank genome assembly. NCBI's taxonomy places the organism in Eukaryota, Viridiplantae, Streptophyta, Magnoliopsida, Gentianales, Rubiaceae.